AUGGCAUCAGUUAUGAGAAUUAUCAUGGCAUCUUUUCUUGUGCUCUCACUUGUCGCCUUCUCACUAUCGGCUCCAAUGCCAGGAGGAAAAUCACAUUCUAAAGUAAGAAUUCACGUUCCAGUCAAACAUCACACACACGUCAUAACAAAAACACAGGUAAAAACCGUCCACAUAGGAGUUCCAAUCAAAGAGAAGCCAAAAAAGCAUGGAUGGGAUUCAUCAUGGGCAUACAGUAAGAAAAGUAAGCGAUUCAGAAAGCCACCACCGAUGUUUUUUAUCAAUUACUAA
Chironomus riparius is the source of this 288-nucleotide messenger RNA. Lineage: Eukaryota; Metazoa; Arthropoda; Insecta; Diptera; Chironomidae. The record is from the annotation of a GenBank genome assembly.